AUGGAGGAAAAUCAGACCUCUGUCACAGACUUCAUCUUGCUGGGAUUUUGUCUUGACCCAAGGAUUCAUAUGUUCCUUUUUGGAUUGUUCUCUCUAUUCUAUACCUUUAUUCUGCUGGAAAAUGGGAUCAUCUUGGGGCUCAUUGCACUGGACUCCAGACUGCACACCCCCAUGUACUUCUUCCUCUCACACCUGGCCCUCAUCGACAUAGCCUAUGCCUGCAACACGGUGCCCCAGAUGCUGGUAAACCUCCUGAACCCAGCCAAGCCCAUCUCCUUUGCUGGUUGCAUAACUCAGACCUUUCUCUUCCUAAGUUUUGCUCACACAGAAUGCCUUCUCCUGGUCAUGAUGUCCUAUGAUUGGUAUGUGGCCAUCUGCCACCCACUCCGAUAUUCUGCCAUCAUGAGCUGGAGAGUCUGCAGCACCCUGACAGUGACUUCCUGGGCAUGUGGCUUCCUCCUGGCCCUGGUCCACAUGAGCCUCAUCCUGAGGCUGCCGUUCUGUGGUCCUCAUGAAAUCAACCACUUCUUCUGUGAAAUCUUGUCUGUCCUCAAGCUAGCCUGUGCUGACACGAGGCUCAACCUACUUGUCAUCUUUGUUGCCUGCAUGUUUAUCAUAGUGGGGCCUCUCUGCUCAGUACUGGUCUCCUACACUCGCAUCUUGGCUGCCAUCUUGAGAAUCCAGUCCGCAGAGGGAUGCAGAAAGGCUUUCUCCACCUGCUCCUCCCACCUCUGCGUGGUUGGGCUCUUCUUUGGCAGCGCCAUUGUCAUGUAUAUGGCCCCUAAGUCCCGCCACCCUGAGGAGCAGCAGAAGAUCCUUUUCUUAUUUUACAGCCUUUUCAACCCUAUGCUGAACCCCCUGAUCUACAGCCUGAGGAAUGCAGAGGUGAAGGGCGCUAUGAGGAGAGCAUUGUAUAAGGAAAGUCAUUCCCAGUUGGUGGGACAUUUGAAUCACCAGCUUAUGUAA
Molecule: messenger RNA, 966 nt
Organism: Choloepus didactylus (southern two-toed sloth)
Lineage: Eukaryota; Metazoa; Chordata; Mammalia; Pilosa; Megalonychidae
Product: olfactory receptor 2A1/2A42-like
Exons: 1
Coding region: 1-966 (321 amino acids)
Biological process (GO): G protein-coupled receptor signaling pathway
Cellular component (GO): membrane
Molecular function (GO): G protein-coupled receptor activity; olfactory receptor activity
Source: RefSeq, a predicted model, not a curated record